This is a messenger RNA of Penicillium soppii, 294 nucleotides long. Its product is annotated as Kelch repeat protein. NCBI's taxonomy places the organism in Eukaryota, Fungi, Ascomycota, Eurotiomycetes, Eurotiales, Aspergillaceae. Gene Ontology annotation, molecular function: protein binding. Bases 1 to 294 code for a protein of 97 amino acids. The record is from RefSeq and is a predicted model, not a curated record. The transcript has a single exon.
AUGUCGCCUACCGAUGAAGGGGAAGCAAUCUGGGAAUUUGAUCCCAGCAAAAUCAAAUGGUCGUUCUUAACCCCAAAGCCUGGCGCAAAUACCCCAGUUCCCCGCAGCUACCAUUGCGCUCCCAGCGAUGCCAAGGACACCAUCUACAUUUGUACAGGCUGCCCCAAUACCGGUCGGUUAUCCGAUCUAUGGCAUUUCAGCGUAUCUGGGAGGAGUCGACGACUCUUGCUCCAGCACAUGAUCGGCCCCAUGACGGGAGGGACGUCUAUUACGUUUGCGCAGGGAAGACUGUAA